AUGGCUGCAUUACUUGAUAUGAAGUUUCUAAUUCUGUUUUUGUCGAUUCUUGGAAUAUGGGCGUCUCAAACUACAGCGCGUACUCUUGCUGAUGCAUCCAUGAUGCAAAUGUAUGAGCGAUGGAUGAUUCAAUAUGGACGUGUAUACAGAACCAACGCUGAUAAACAGAGACGUUUCAAGAUAUUCAAGGAGAAUGCAGAGCGUAUCGAAGCUUUCAAUGAUGCAGGAAACCAGCCUUACAAGUUGGGAAUCAAUGCAUUUGCAGAUUUGACUAAUGAAGAAUUUAGAGCUGCUCGAAAUGGAUUGAAGAUUCCAUUUUGUGAACCUAAAAUUACAUCAUUCAGAUAUGAAAAUGUGACUGCAGUUCCAACAACUAUGGAUUGGAGAGCUAAAGGUGCAGUCACACCUAUUAAGGAUCAAGGACAAUGUGGGAGUUGUUGGGCAUUUUCUGCAAUAGCAGCAACAGAGGGGAUUACUAAACUCUCAACAGGAAAGUUGAUCUCUCUAUCAGAACAAGAAUUGGUGGAUUGUGACAGAACGAAUGAAGAUCAAGGAUGUGAAGGUGGUUACAUGGAAGACGCGUUCGAAUUCAUAGUGAAAAACAAAGGCAUAACAUCUGAAAAAACUUAUCCAUACAAAGCUGCUGAUGGAAGUUGCAACAUGAAAAAGGAAUCUUCCCCUGCAGCAGAUAUCAAAGGCUACGAAAAAGUACCCAAAAACAACGAGAAAGCACUCCUCAACGCUGUGGCACAUCAGCCCGUUUCAGUGUCCAUCGAUGCUAGUGACUUCUCAUUCCAAUUCUACACGAGUGGAGUUUUUACAGGCGCGUGUGGAACUGAGUUAGACCAUGGUGUUACAGCAAUUGGAUACGGAAAAGCUGAAGAUGAGACCAAGUAUUGGUUGAUCAAGAACUCUUGGGGUACUAGUUGGGGCGAAAACGGAUACAUAAGGAUGGAAAGGGAGAUUGAUGCUAAAGAAGGACUAUGUGGAAUUGCCAUGGAUGCUUCUUAUCCAACUGCUUGA
This is a messenger RNA of Solanum dulcamara, 1023 nucleotides long. RefSeq names its product senescence-specific cysteine protease SAG39-like. Bases 1 to 1023 code for a protein of 340 amino acids. Gene Ontology annotation, molecular function: cysteine-type endopeptidase activity. Lineage: Eukaryota; Viridiplantae; Streptophyta; Magnoliopsida; Solanales; Solanaceae. The transcript is spliced from 2 exons. The record is from RefSeq and is a predicted model, not a curated record. Gene Ontology annotation, cellular component: lysosome.